CGUGUGUUCGUGUUGUUGCCGGAGCGCCAUGUUCGCAUAAACAAAAGAAAUCGUUUCCACACACCUGUACAGCUGUGGGCUUUCACACACAGAACUGACCGCGACCGGACACACAAACAAAACGGAACAAAAUGAUUAGAAUUAACCCAAGAGGCUGAGAAUAAGACGAAGCCAUUCACAAUGCCUUUUCCAAUUAUGAAUCAGGCACAACCAGCUCAGGAGACCCUGAAGCAUUAUGGGAUCACGUCGCCCAUCAGCCUGGCUCUGCCGAAAGAGUCGGACCUGGCGCAGACACAGAAACUGGUGCAGGCUCUGAAGCCUUUCGGUGUGUUUGAAGAGGAGCUGGAGCUGCAACGCAGAAUCCUGGUUUUGGGAAAACUGAACUCACUGGUCAAGGAGUGGAUCCAGGACAUCAGUAGAUCCAAGAAUAUACCUCCAUCGUUGAUAGAAAAUAUUGGUGGAAAAAUAUUUACGUUUGGCUCCUAUAGGUUAGGAGUCCAUACAAAAGGUGCCGAUAUAGACGCUCUCUGUGUCGCCCCUCGCCACGUGGACCGGUCAGACUUCUUUACCUCUUUUUACGAGAAGUUGAAAGAGCAAGAGGAGGUCAAGGACUUAAGGGCUGUCGAAGAGGCAUUUGUCCCAGUGAUUAAACUGUGCUUCGAUGGCAUCGAGAUUGAUAUCCUGUUUGCUCGGCUAGCUCUGCAGACCAUUCCAGAGAAUCUGGACCUGCGGGACGAUAGUUUACUGAAGAAUCUGGAUAUCCGCUGUAUAAGGAGUCUGAAUGGAUGCAGGGUGACCGAUGAGAUUCUCCACCUGGUGCCCAACAUUGAGAAUUUCAGACUUACUCUUAGGGCCAUCAAACUGUGGGCUAAACGUCACAACAUAUAUUCAAACAUCCUUGGUUUCUUGGGCGGUGUGUCAUGGGCGAUGCUGGUGGCGAGAACGUGUCAGCUUUACCCCAACGCUGUGGCUUCAACCCUCGUGUACAAGUUCUUCCUUGUGUUUUCUAAGUGGGAGUGGCCUAAUCCGGUCCUUUUGAAGCAACCAGUUGAGUGCAACCUCAACCUGCCAGUGUGGGAUCCAAGGGUGACACCGAGUGACCGGUACCACCUCAUGCCCAUCAUCACACCAGCUUAUCCUCAGCAAAACUCCACCUACAACGUGUCCGUGUCCACCCGCAACGUCAUGGUCGAAGAGUUCAGACAGGGUCUGGCCAUUAUGGAUGAAAUACUGCAGAACAAAGCAGACUGGGCCAAACUAUUUGACUCUCCAAACUUCUUUCAGAAAUACAAGCAUUAUAUUGUGUUGCUAGCAAGUGCGCCCACUGAGAAGCAGCACCUCGAAUGGGUCGGCCUUGUCGAGUCCAAGAUCCGAAUCUUGGUAGGAAGCCUGGAGAAAAAUGAGUUCAUCACUCUCGCACAUGUGAAUCCACAGUCGUUUCCAGGACCCAAGGAAAGCAAUAAAACGCCAGAGUUGAGCACAAUGUGGGUCAUUGGUAUCGAAUUCAAGAAAAUGGAGGGGUCCGAGCUUCUUAACGUCGACUUGACGUACGACAUCCAGACGUUCACAGACACGGUGUACCGUCAGGCCAUCAGCAGCAAGAUGUUUGAGUCCGACAAGAAAAUAUCGGCGAUGCACGUGAAGAGGAAACAGCUUCACCAGCUCCUGCCGGACCUUGUUAUCCCGAAAAGGAGAAAGCAUUCAACUGAAAGCCUGCGUGCUGUGAACGAGAGCAGUGUGGACUUGUCACUGGACAGCGAUAACAGCAUGUCCAUCCCCUCACCCACCCGCACCCCCAGCGCUACCAAGACACCCUUCUCUGCCAGUCCUCACCGCUCCACAGGGACCACUGCCAGCUCAGAUUCUCAGGGGAAGGUAAACACCUCAGGAGGCACACAUACUGCUGCAGCGUGUCUAUCAGAGCCUCAUGCACGGAAGAGACCGGCCUCACCCCUCCAUGAAGAUAACUCCAAGAAGCUCAGAUUGCAGGAGCAUUCAGAUUUGAUUGAGAGCAGUGUGGCCUCGCCUGUGGACAAGGAUAACAGUACGUCUCUUCCGUCACCCACUGGCGCCUCCAGGACAGCCUUCUCUGACGGUCCUCACCGCUCCACAGGGACCACUGGCAGCUCAGAUUCUCAAGGAAAGUCGGACACGUCAGUAGACGCACAUCCUGCUGCAGCAUGUCCAUCAGAGACAAAAACCCCCAGUCCUGCUCAGACAAGGAAGAGAUCGGGCUCACCGCUCCCUGAUGAGCAAGCCAAGAAGCUCAGAUUAGAGGAGGAUUCUACCUCAGAUUCGGUGGACCAGGCUGCUGAUUUUUCUCAGGCUAGCGAUUUCUCUGCUUUAGACGGAGAGGUGAAAAUAGAGACAGAAGCAGCGGAGACAGAUACAGAAGGGCAGAUACCACCAUCUCAGAAAAUGUCCAGCACUGAUCUUUCUGAUGUCCCUCUUCCUCCGGCUAACCCCAUCCAAGUGGUGAAAAACUCCAUAAAGCUCAGACUGAGUAGGUAGAAUCAGUUAGGCCUCUACUUCAACCUGCCUUCACAAUAGCAAGCAACAAACUGACAGUCGAUUUGAAAUUGCUGUGAAAGCGUACGACAUGGAGUCGCAAAUUCCGGCGACAGGGUGUAAAUCAACGUUUUAAUUAAGAUUUUCUUAAUCUUAUGCGAUUUAGUUCGGACAGCGUAACGCGACAAAUUCAGACGAAUCCUAGGACGGAUCAACAGGAGUGGACAGUACGAGGUCCCACUGAUCUCUCAACUCGAUGGAAGAAAACUGAAGGGCUCGUACUUACCUCAGUAGUAAAAUACAGACAGUGAUGUGUAAAAUUACACAGUAAACUGUUUAUAACUCGGCUUGAUAUAAUCCCUGCCCGUUAGAGACGGUUGAGGUGGCAUGAGCGACUUGUCACUUGCUAGUGUGAACACAGCAUCGGAGAGGCCAGACCAAAGCCUGUGGCUUGCUAGUGUAGAGAGAGCGUUAGAGAGGCUAGACGAGGGCCCUGUAGCUGCAGCGUGCCUCAUAAAGAGGACCCCUAGAACCGGGCCCCGACGCAGCAUUUGACUCGAUCCACCAGAGGGCGACACUGCGCUUCUUUAAACUCCCUGCUGACUCUACCACCACUCCUUGCCUCCACAGAGAAAAUAACAGAAUAAAUUUUUUCAUGCACUCACAACCUCAUUGUAACGACUAGACAUGUCUCUGUAUGAGUUUGUGUGCAAGUUUAUUCCCAUCCUUCCUGUAUGUUCUCCGACACGGAUGAUUUCUUUGAAAUGAGUAUGCUUUCCAUUUCUGUGAUUCUCUUUUUUUAAGGUGGAAUAUUUUAAAGAGUGGGAAGCCAAGCCGCUGUAUAUGAAGAUUAUAUAGAGAUAAGGAUGAUCUAAAUGGCAUCAGGAUUAGUAAACAGAAUAUAAAACAUUAAAUAAGAUAUUUGACCAAAAUAAUCUCUAAUCUGAGAU
This is a messenger RNA of Hemibagrus wyckioides, 3458 nucleotides long. RefSeq names its product poly(A) polymerase alpha (gene papola). Bases 181 to 2511 code for a protein of 776 amino acids. Lineage: Eukaryota; Metazoa; Chordata; Actinopteri; Siluriformes; Bagridae. Gene Ontology annotation, molecular function: poly(A) RNA polymerase activity; RNA binding. The record is from RefSeq and is a predicted model, not a curated record. Gene Ontology annotation, cellular component: nucleus. The transcript has 26 exons.